Zingiber officinale is the source of this 801-nucleotide messenger RNA. Its product is annotated as protein Dr1 homolog. Gene Ontology annotation, molecular function: protein heterodimerization activity. The record is from RefSeq and is a predicted model, not a curated record. Lineage: Eukaryota; Viridiplantae; Streptophyta; Magnoliopsida; Zingiberales; Zingiberaceae. The coding region runs from base 181 to 645 and encodes 154 amino acids. The transcript has 5 exons.
AAUAACGUCACAGCCCCCUCUCUCUGCCGUAGUUCUCUUCAUUGAUUCGAUCGAUCCAUCUCCCCUUGCUCGUUUCCUCUCGAUUCCAUUAUUCGUUAGUCCUACCGUCUCCAAUUCGGUUUUUUUGGGUUGAUACAGUGCCCUUUAACCGGAGGAAUCGAUUCAGGGUUCGAACAGAAGAUGGAGCCGAUGGACAUCCUGGGGAAAUCGAAAGAGGACGUCUCACUGCCGAAAUCCACAAUGUUCAAGAUUAUAAAGGAGAUGUUACCACCUGAUGUUCGUGUCGCUAGAGAUACCCAAGAUCUUCUUGUGGAGUGCUGUGUAGAAUUUAUAAAUUUACUUUCUUCUGAGUCCAACGAUGUAUGUAAUCGCGAGGACAGACGGACAAUUGCACCAGACCAUGUGCUCAAAGCUUUGGAGGUUCUUGGAUUUGGUGAGUACAUUGAAGAAGUUUAUGCUGCAUAUCAACAGCAUAAACUGGAAACUCUGGACUCACCAAAAGGUACUAAAUUUGGUGGUAUGGAGAUGACGGAGGAACAAGCAGCAGCAGAGCAACAGAGGAUGUUCGCCGAGGCCCGUGCGAGGAUGAACAAUGGAGUGAGCUCACAAAAGACGUCAGAAUCCGAUCCCACUCUUGAGAGCUAAUCAAAUCAUACUUAAAAGGAUUAUGUAAAGCAUCCUUAAAAGUGGCACAAUUUGAGCUAUUUGCAGUCUGACUCCAGUUUGUACAACUGGUUAUUUUCUAUGACAAUCAUCUGAUACGUAGCAGUAUAGUUUAUAAAAGCCAGAAUAUUUUUCUCA